CUAUUUUCGGCACUGCUGCGAUCCGAGCAGACGAAUGGCACUACCCGACGCCCGCACCCAAUGGGGUAAUUAACGAUCCGGAGCACUGGGGUGGACAAUGCGACAACGGUCGGCGCCAAUCACCGAUCGACCUGACGUACCAAGCCGCCGUCAAGGGAGAUUUUUCCCCGUUCCUGUUCAGCAACUACAUGAAUCCGAUCCGAAAUGCGCAGCUGACCAAUACCGGCCAUUCCAUCCAAAUCGACAAUACUGACCCCUCGGUAACGCUGUACGGCGGAGGUCUUCCAGGUAAAUUCGUUCUGGACCAGAUGCACUUCCACUGGGGCUCCGAGCACACCAUCAACGGUGUCCGCUACGGUCUCGAGCUUCACCUGGUUCACCAUGACUCCCGGUACGCUAGCCUCACCGAAGCCGCCGCCGUCAAGAAUGCAGUAUCCGUCAUCGGAGUUCUGUUCCACGUAUCCAACCAGGACAACACCCACCUGGACGUACUGCUGGAAACCUCGAACGACAUCCGGGAUGCCGCCGGGAAGAGCGCACCCCUCAAAGGUAAGCUAUCUCCCCAUAAUCUGCUUCCCAAAAACCGCACGUCCUACUUCCGGUACGAGGGAUCCCUCACCACGCCAACCUGCGCCGAGUCCGUCAUCUGGACCGUGUUCACCGAAAGCCUCCCCGUCUCGUUGGAUCAGGUCGAGCUGUUCAAAACUAUCCACGACCCGACCGGACACGAACUGGUCAUCAACUACCGCUCGCUGCAGCCACUGAACGCCCGCGCUCUGGUCUACACUACCGAAAUUGAUUACUCGGGAAGCGGUUCUGCCCAGAUGCUUCCGGUUACGCUGGUCACCCUGCUCGGUACAGCAAUUGCCGCUCUGCUCGCCAUGUAAGCAGUCAUAAAUCAUACAAAUAUGGAACGAAAUUGAGUAGGAACCCAACAUACGUGAAUUAGUCUGUGAAUUAGAGGUGCUUCAUCAGUGGAACCAACAAUUGUUGCCAAUUUAGGGAACGGAAGUCCGAGGAAGGAGUUUGUGAUAGUCUGUGUUCGGUAGCAUAGCUACGAGGAGAAUGGGAAAAGCAUUUCGACUGUGUGCUUGUUCGCUGUAAACUAGAUUUGGUUUUGUGACAUUAGCUUUAAGCAACUCAAAUCAUAGUCCCAAGGAUAAUAGUUUUUAAGAGUAGAAGAUGUAAUGAAGAUUAUAAUAUAUUAUUAUAAUUAUUCAUAGGAAUUUUAACUAGCACUAGCAGUUGUACGAAAUGUCGAACAAUAAAAGUUUACUUUAGUUGAAUGUAA
This is a messenger RNA of Ochlerotatus camptorhynchus, 1291 nucleotides long. Its product is annotated as carbonic anhydrase 1-like. The record is from RefSeq and is a predicted model, not a curated record. Gene Ontology annotation, cellular component: plasma membrane. The annotation marks the transcript as partial. Gene Ontology annotation, molecular function: carbonate dehydratase activity; zinc ion binding. NCBI's taxonomy places the organism in Eukaryota, Metazoa, Arthropoda, Insecta, Diptera, Culicidae. The transcript has 3 exons. Gene Ontology annotation, biological process: one-carbon metabolic process.